This is a messenger RNA of Anthonomus grandis grandis, 1377 nucleotides long. Its product is annotated as putative nuclease HARBI1. The transcript has 2 exons. The record is from RefSeq and is a predicted model, not a curated record. Bases 232 to 1341 code for a protein of 369 amino acids. NCBI's taxonomy places the organism in Eukaryota, Metazoa, Arthropoda, Insecta, Coleoptera, Curculionidae.
GGUUGUAUAAACACUUUGAACUGUAGUUUAUUGUUGAACUGCAGUUCAAAGUAAAAAAGUUGUUGUAUCAAUAAUAUUUGACACUGAUCUAAGUUCAAAUUCGAAGUUCAAGUGAACGCCCACUUGCCGCCGUUCAAGAAGUCGAACUUUCGUUCGAGUGAUUUUCUAACCUCACAUUCACAAGUUUUGUGCUUUGUUUAUCUCCUUCUCAUUAUUAUUGGGUUUAUAAAAAUGAAUGAAUUUAACGACGAAGUUAUUACUGAUGAUGAAGAUUUUUUGGGUCUUGUGAAUGCUGUAAUGAAUCCUAGACAACCACGGACAUUCAGAGAACGUCCUGAUCAUUUUACUAAAUGGACAGAUAAUGAAUUUUUACAAAGAUUUCGCUUGACGAAAAAGACAGUUGCUUACAUUAGUGAAUGUGUUUCUCCCACAAUCUCUUUCACAACCAGAAGGAAUCACGCUCUAUCGGCUUCAGAAAUGGUACUCCUAACUUUAAGGUUUUUUGCAACAGGGUGCAUUUUGCAAGCAGCUGGAGAUUUUUCUGGUGUGGACAAAUCUACAGCAAGCAGAGUUAUUAAUAAAGUGUCCCGGGGAAUUGCACAUAUGCAUGAAACCUAUAUAUCACUACCCGAUGAAGAAAUAAAUAAUAUUCGACAGGGUUUUUUCAACAUUAGCAGAUUCCCAAGAUGUAUUGGGGCUUUGGAUUGUACCCACGUAAAAAUCCAAUCUCCUGGUGGAGAAGAACCAGAAAAUUUUAGAAACCGAAAAGGUUAUUUUUCUUUUAAUAUACAAGCAAUAUGCGACUCACAACUAAAAAUUUGGGACAUUGUGUGCAGAUGGCCUGGGUCUGCUCAUGACGCAAAUAUAUUUAGGAACUCAACAGUACGAGCUCGAUUUGAAAAUGGUGAUUUUGGCGAAAAUUUAUUAGUGGGUGAUAGUGGAUAUGGUAACAAACUAUACCUGAUUACACCACUUUCUAACCCAACCACUCCUGUAGAACAUUUAUUCAACGAAGCACAAAUAAGAACGAGAAACCCAAUAGAAAGAUGCUUUGGUGUAUUAAAACGUCGAUUCCCAAUAUUAGCAUUAGGAAUUAAAUUAAAUGUGCAAAAAGUGGAAGCAAUAGUUGUCUCAUGUGCAGUGCUUCAUAAUAUUGCAUGCAUGUUGAGAGAUGACAUUCCCCUUGUAAAUGAAGAAGUUGAAGCAGCUCUUGAAUUAGGAAAUAUCCCUAUACCUAUGGUACAACCAGGUGUUGAGAAUAUAGCCCUAAAUAAUGUGGUUCGGCAAGCUUUGAUAACUGAGUAUUUUCAGCCUUUGUUAGAGAAUGUAGCACAUGAGUAGAACUCAAAAUUGCAAUAAAAACUUUUUUUUACUGUU